This is a messenger RNA of Patella vulgata (common limpet), 3754 nucleotides long. RefSeq names its product trace amine-associated receptor 2. The coding region runs from base 146 to 1096 and encodes 316 amino acids. Gene Ontology annotation, cellular component: membrane. The record is from RefSeq and is a predicted model, not a curated record. The transcript has 2 exons. Lineage: Eukaryota; Metazoa; Mollusca; Gastropoda; Patellidae.
CAAACAACCGUGACCAUUGCUAAUUACUCAAUAUUAAACUGAUUUAUUUAUGAUCCAACAUUUACAUUGGUGUCGCUGUAUGAACCACUGUGGGUAGUCUACUGAUCGAUACUAAUCUGUGAUUGCUGUAAAAUCUUUGUUCACAAUGGAUUAUCAAUUAAACGACUAUAUGAAUUCAACAAUCUUGGACUACGAUGCACCCGAAAAUGAAAAUGAGAAGAACAUUCCUCUUUUAAUCCUGCAAAUCAUUAUGGCAGUUCUGAUUACAAUUUUUAACGGCCUAGUCAUUUUAGCCAUUUCGUUAAAUCCCGAACUUCGCAACAAAUCAAAAUAUUUCUUAAUUUUGAUUUUAUCCAUUUGUGAUUUUCUGCUUGGACUGGUUUUGUUGCCGAUUUCUGCUCAUUUGGUUUAUUUCGUAGGAGCCAUGUCAAACUACUGCAAUGUCACUCUCUUGUUGGUAACACAAGUUGGAUUCAUGUACGAAAUUUCAAUUAGCAUCCUUCUAGUUGGUGCUAUUUGUAUUGACUGGAUAACAAAGAUGACAGUAUCUAAUUAUCAAGAGAAGACACGUUACCAACUGGCUGUAUUUAUGGCUUUAUAUAUCUGUAUUGAAACUGUCCUAAUUCUGGGUGCCGUAAUGUUUCCAAAUAUUGAAACAUCUUUGUAUCCCUGCUUUUUGACUUUCAAAAGCCCAUAUGACAUCAUAAUUUUUUGUUUAUCUGAAAUACCGCAUAUAUUAUUCCUUUUAAUAACUACUUUAUUGUUGAUUGUAACCUUUUUCAAUACAAGAACGUCCGCUAUUUCAGAUGUUCCGUCUGACAUCAUUUUUGCUUCAAUAAUAACCAUUAUUUGUGAGGUACCAGCCAUUCUCAUUUAUUUACUACAAUAUUUUGAUGUUGUACGUUAUAUACCGGCAUUGUAUCAGACUUCAAUUUUUUGCUCUUAUGCAAGACGCUUCAUUUUGCCAGUAUUAUGGUUGGUUAACACAUAUAGCCGUAAAGAAAUGAUUAAAAGUUUGACUAAAAUAAUCAGAUGUAAAAAUUCUGUUAACAUGAAUAUUGAAAUGUCUGAAAACAUAACACAUGAAACCAAAUAAGACGCUAGACGCUGAUCAUUAUUACAGAUAGUUCAAUUAGUCAAACAUAAUCUAUGCGACUAUAUAUAGAACACAUUUCUGAUAAAAGACAAUAUUACACCUUUCAUUAUUUUAUAAACAGUCUCCGAUAAAGGGGUGUGAAUACUUUAUUUAUACCCCUACUCCCUAUAAUGGCCUGCUUGUUUAAAGAUACAUUAUGGGAGAUUAGAUAAAGAAUUGACUGUUCUCUUUAUAAUAGUUAAAAAAAAAUAGAUAACUUAAAUAGAAGGUAUUUAAAAUUUCAGUCAAAUUAGGACAAUAAAAUGUCAUUUUAUGGAAUAGUUAUAGAGUUUGUUUCGAGUUUGGGCCUAACAAUAAGCCAUUUCGAUUUUGUAUUUCAUUUGGAGAUAAAAUUACUCAUAAUAAAAUUUUCAGAUGUAGUGGAGAGGUCUGGCUGUGCGGGCCGUAGUUUGCCCACCAUUGGAUUAUGGGGUAAUAACCUAAUAAUAACUUUAACAUUUACGUGUACUUCCAUGUAAAUACCAUCAAAACCCCGAAAGGUCAAAUCAGUAAUACUGGAAAUUAACAUUCUCACGUACUACAAGAGGUAUGGAGUCAUUAUCACACACGGGUAACAUGUAUUAUCUCGACAACAUAAAAGACAACUUUGUUAUAAAUACAAGUCUAAGAUAAUUCAACUUUUAGAAAUUUAUGAUGUUUUGAUAAGUAAUCUCGAUAAGGAAAUACAUUAGACUUAUAUUUUGUCAUGUAUCAAAAGCGUUUGGCAUAUAGAUUUUUUGACUUAAUUAGAAACUUAGAAACUUAGAACCAUAUGGAAUUAAUAAAAUAUUAUGCAUGUAAAUGGACUGAACACCAAUUAAGUAAUAGACAACAAUGCAUAUAGGAGGUUUUAAAUCAAAUUAUUUACAUGCCGGUACUUAUUCUGGAGUCUCGAGUGGUCGUUAAACCUCAUCUCUCAUUUAAUAUUUUACUAAUAACAUACGACUUUUCGCCGAUGAUACAUCACUUUUUUACCAUUAUUCAUAAUAAUUCGCUAAGUAGAAAAAGUCCGUGCAUUACCAUGCUUUUAUAUAGAAUGAAUAAAAACAAGAGAAUGUACGGACUAUUUCUAUUUUUCUCGUUUUCCCUUAUCUAGCGACAUUCAAUUACUUUUUUGAAUUAUCAGAUAUCCUUACACAGCCUCACAUAACAUUUGAUCUUCGAAGGAAUUAUUAGUGAGCAGAAAUUCGCCCGUGUAUCUGUUAUCACUCGUCAAUUUCAGUCAGUUAUAUAGAAGGAUAACUCGUGUUUUCCUUUUAUAUCGACACUUACCUUUCUUGCUUAGAGAUGAAAUAACAUAUGUUAUUCACGACAAAACGACAAAUGUUCUAUUUAUUUUAUGAUUUUACAAUCAUAGCCAGUGGAAUAACACAUUUUAUUUCACUGAUAAAACGUGGUAUUCCACUACUGAUCAUAAAAUAAAAUGUUUUAUUUCAUUCUAUAAUGCACUGAAUUCUGGUAUUUUAGGGGAUAAACGGUGUAAUGACCAGGAAUUUACAGAUAAUUUCUGUUUGCAAAUGCAACGAUAAGUAACCGUAUAUACAUAUAUAAUCAUUUAUAAUAAUUAUCGUGUUAUAGUAUUCAUUUCAAUUCAUUAACCAUCAUAUUUUGUAAACUUUGGUAUAUUACAUGUCAUGUAUAACUAAUUUUCAUUAUUUAUAAGAUCUAUAAAUUAAUGUAUUGUCAAUGGAUAAUUCAAUGAAAUUUUUAUGCUCAGGAAACAAAAAUUACCAGGAUUUUUAUUUCUGUAAUUGAAAAUGGAAUUUAUGUUAAUUGAAGGAAUUUCUGUAAAUUACAGGAAAAACUAAUACGGAUAAAAUUUUCCUGGUAAUUUUUGUUUCCGGAAUUUUUUACGUUUUUUCACUGAUUUUGUUUGUACAGUGUACACCACCUUAAUCAAAAUGUUUUAGUAGAUCUAGGGUUAUAUGGCAACCCCGAUCUUACAGCAGAUAGAAAUUCUAAUAUAUUCGAAAUAGUGCCAAAAUACAUAUAAAAAAUAUAGAAAGAUAUUCUUACAUUUUAUACAAUGCAAUAGUUUUUCUGUUUUUUUCUUAUACUUAGAAGGAUACCCGGCUUCGCCCCGGGCCUAAAUUUGCACAGUGCCCAAAUUCCCCAGGGGCUUAAUAUGCCCCGGGCCCAAAUUGGUUCGAGGUCCAAAUUCGCACUGGGACCAGUUCGCCCAGGGCCCAAAUUCACCCAGGUCCAAUUCUUACAUUUUAUACAAUGCAAUAGUUUUUCUGUUUUUUUCUUAUACUUAGAAGGAUACCCGGCUUCGCCCCGGGCCUAAAUUUGCACAGUGCCCAAAUUCCCCAGGGGCUUAAUAUGCCCCGGGCCCAAAUUGGUUCGAGGUCCAAAUUCGCACUGGGACCAGUUCGCCCAGGGCCCAAAUUCACCCAGGUCCAAUUUGCCCUGGAUUUUAAUUUAAUAUAGAUAUAACAUCAAAAUGUAAUAUAUAAAAAUUAUCCUAACAUAUUAUGCAUGUAGCUCACUGUUCACCGUUGCUUAUUGUAAAUAUAUCUUUAUUUAUCUAUUUCAUAUUUUUGGAGAGAACUUGUAUAAGCUCUUGCAUGUUGUUCAAUCCAAUUCAGUUUAAGGAAUAAAAUAUUGUUUAACCUAUUA